This is a messenger RNA of Westerdykella ornata, 1770 nucleotides long. RefSeq lists its product as uncharacterized. The record is from RefSeq and is a predicted model, not a curated record. Gene Ontology annotation, biological process: regulation of DNA-templated transcription. Lineage: Eukaryota; Fungi; Ascomycota; Dothideomycetes; Pleosporales; Sporormiaceae. The transcript has 4 exons. Gene Ontology annotation, molecular function: DNA-binding transcription factor activity, RNA polymerase II-specific; zinc ion binding. The coding region runs from base 1 to 1770 and encodes 589 amino acids.
AUGACGCAAGUCGGCAAAUGCGAUAUAUGCCGGAUGCGUAAAGUGAAGUGUGACGAAGCCAAACCCGGUUGUGGGCCUUGCCGCAAGAAGAAUCGCCCAUGUACAUAUACAUACGGAAGAGCGACUCUUUUCAUACGAGAGAAUCCCACCCGCUUUUCAAGCCAUGUCGGGCGCGGGAUACUACCCGUGUCAUCCUCGUCGAGCAGGUCCACCAGUCCACAUUAUGAUUCGGACUCGUCCAACGACUCUCCACAGGGGUUACAAUUGACCUCCUUGAAGGAGCUAGGCAGCGGACACGGCGUCUUCCAGAUUUUCACACUGACGCGCCAAAGGCCAAAGAAGGAGAGACACCUGCAGAGCAGCAAACAAAGAGCUCGUUCCACGCCCGCGGUACCCACUGUGCCGUCCCAUUUUCCACUUGAGAACCCACUUGCAGCUCGUUGUGCGAGUAUGUUUGGCCCUAGGACAUGGGAACAAGACUCACGUGCGCUGUUUGGAUCAUGGAUGGAAGCCAUCCCUUCCCGGAUAGGAUCAAGCCCAGUGCUUGAUACCGCCGUUGAAUUUGUGGUCAACAGUUUCGCUACGUACAGGGACCGCACUUAUUCUACACAAAGAGCGGCUUUAUUAUCAAGAAGUCGAGCCUUGAAGACCCUUCGGCAAGCGGUGGAGCGUUAUCAAGGCGGGCCAAGCUAUGACCUAGUCUUGGCCAUAAAACUGCACUCUUUUGCAGAGAUCUUCGUCACUGCGGAGACAUAUACAUGGACCACGCAUUGCAUAGGACUAUCUAGGCUUUUGAAUAUCGGUUCCACCAGAGGACUGGAUAUGAAGUAUCAUUGGAGCCUCAUGGACAGCAUUUACUUGGAUGAAGUUGCUGAAGCGCUGUUCAACGGCCGUCCGUCCUUCUUCGACACUUCGUCCAAUUUGACCAUGACAGGCGGAUCAGCGUUAUUCUCCGUGGCAUGCCCCGGCUACCAGCUCGAGGUAGUGGCCAUCAUGCAUUGCACCAUCCAGAUCCCUCGGCUAGCUUGUCUGGUGCGCCAAUCGAUUCUACAACCAGAGAGCACACACAUUCUUACGUCCGCAUUGUCUCUGGCCAACUCCAUUUGGGCACACCUGCCCACCAACAAGAUAGAGCAUCUGCUCGCAACCCAAGUCACACCUAUCACAAACCCUCCAGCACCGGAGAUUGGCGACAUAGUCGCUGAUACCCUGCAUUUCAAGGACCUCAAACAACUUCUGCUCUGCAUUCGCUACUGGUCCCUUUUAAUCCACAUUUCUGCCUUGGUUCAGAAUCUAUGGAGCCACUUCCCUGUGGCUUCCGCGUCCGCUGCUCUGCCCGACUUGCACACUGUUGAAAACGCUGAAAUACAGGCAGCCAAGUCCAUGGUACGAUGUCUUUCGUAUAGCGGCCUCUUCUCAAACUCCCUACCCCUUGUGCCUUUGCGCGUUCUUGGUCCGUUGGCGUUGUCGGUGGGUCCGUGGUAUCGGCUUGUGAAGCGGCAGACGCAGGAGUUGGAAACCCUGGAGGAGGAUACACUACAGUAUGCUUCCGUAUCAGAAGACUUGGAAAAAGCAAAUAGGAUGAUGGAUUGGGUGAUUGAACAAUGUAAUCGAGUCCAUGACGCGUGGAACGUUGGGAGGGCGGAUAGGACGCGUUUCGAGACAGUGAUACCGUGGAUGGCCGGGGAAGAACUGCCAGAUUGGAUACCAAACAAAGUUAGCUGGGAGGAAGCAAGGUUGCAGAUGAGGAGACAAGGUGUUGAUCGGUAA